Molecule: messenger RNA, 2118 nt
Organism: Scaptodrosophila lebanonensis
Lineage: Eukaryota; Metazoa; Arthropoda; Insecta; Diptera; Drosophilidae
Gene: Tdc2
Product: aromatic-L-amino-acid decarboxylase
Exons: 7
Coding region: 1-1926 (641 amino acids)
Biological process (GO): amino acid metabolic process
Molecular function (GO): pyridoxal phosphate binding; carboxy-lyase activity
Source: RefSeq, a predicted model, not a curated record
AUGGAUAGCACCGAAUUUCGAAAACGUGGCAUGGAAAUGGUCGAAUACAUUUGCAAUUAUUUGGAAACGCUAAAUGACAGACGCGUAACGCCCAGUGUGGAGCCGGGCUAUUUGCGGCAUCUUUUGCCUUCUGAGGCACCGCAUGAGCCAGAAGAUUGGGAUAAAAUCAUGAAUGACGUUGAGGAUAAAAUAAUGCCGGGUGUGACGCACUGGCAGCAUCCAAGAUUUCAUGCCUACUUUCCGGCCGGAAAUUCUUUUCCCUCCAUACUCGGUGAUAUGCUGGGCGAUGGCAUCGGUUGUAUCGGCUUCUCCUGGGCAGCGAGUCCCGCCUGCACGGAGCUGGAGACUAUUGUGCUGGACUGGCUGGGCAAAGCCAUUGGCUUACCCGAUCAUUUCCUGGCACUGAAAGAGGGCAGCACCGGCGGCGGUGUCAUCCAGACGUCCGCCUCGGAGUGUGUGCUGGUCACGAUGUUGGCAGCACGGGCACAGGCAUUGAAGCGUCUCAAGGCUCAGCACCCGUUCGUUGAGGAGGGCCACUUGCUGUCCAAACUGAUGGCCUAUUGCUCCAAAGAGGCGCACAGCUGUGUGGAGAAGGCGGCUAUGAUAUGCUUCGUGAAGCUACGCAUUCUGGAGCCGGAUGAAAACGCCAGCUUGCGCGGCCAGACCAUCGGCGAGGCCAUGGAGGAGGACGAGUUGCAGGGCCUUGUGCCGUUCUUUGUCUCCACCACGCUGGGCACGACCGGAUCCUGUGCUUUCGAUAACUUGCCCGAAAUCGGCCUCGAGCUGCAAAAGUUUCCAUCCGUCUGGUUGCAUGUGGAUGCUGCCUAUGCCGGCAAUAGCUUCAUAUGUCCAGAACUAAAGCCGCUGCUCAAGGGCAUCGAAUUCGCUGACUCAUUCAAUACGAAUCCAAACAAAUGGCUACUGACCAACUUCGACUGCUCAACAUUGUGGGUGCGCGAUCGCAUCCGCCUGACAUCAGCUUUGGUCGUGGACCCCCUGUAUCUCAAGCACGGGUACUCGGAUGCGGCCAUCGACUAUCGUCACUGGGGAGUUCCACUAAGUCGACGUUUUCGUUCGCUAAAAUUGUGGUUUGUACUGCGUUCUUAUGGGAUUUCCGGUCUACAACAUUAUAUACGUCAUCAUAUCAAAUUGGCCAAACGCUUUGAAGAAUUGGUACUCAAAGACAAACGUUUCGAGAUUUGUAAUCAAGUCAAGCUCGGCUUGGUGUGCUUUCGACUCAAGGGCAGCGACAAACUGAAUGAGAAAUUCUUGAGCACUAUCAAUGAAUCGGGUAAACUGCAUAUGGUGCCCGCCAGUGUCAAUGAGCGUUAUAUCAUACGCUUCUGUGCGGUGGCACAAAAUGCCACCGCCGAGGAUAUUGAUUAUGCCUGGGAUACCAUUGUUGACUUCGCCAAUGAGCUGCUGGAGAAGGAGCAGCACGAUGAACUCACAGAAAUCAUCAAUAAAAAGAAACAGGACACAUUGGCGCAGAAGCGAUCGUUCUUUGUGCGGAUGGUCAGCGAUCCGAAAAUCUACAAUCCGGCUAUCAACAAGGCGGGUACGCCAAAGCUCUCGCUAGAUAUUACAUCGCCAGUGGUCAGUCGUGGCAGCAAUCCCAUUAUACGCACACAAAGCUCGGUGGAGCACAACUCAUGGAUAUCCUGGCCCUUGGCCUUUCUCUUCAAUAGCAAUAACGACGAGAAGAGCAGCAACGUGUCCUUGCGCUUCCGACAUCUGGAUACAAAUGUCCGGCCGUCAUCUUCCCGACGAAAUUCUGGGGCCGGGUCAUCUCCGUCUCCGGAGAAUGAGGUGAAUUAUGUAAAUAUGCAGCAGCAGCAGCAGCAGCAACAGCAACAACAACGCUCGCCCCGUAAAUCGCCUAUGUUUAUGCGCAAGCUACCAUCGACGCAGAAUAACCACAACUAAAUUAUAUACUAAACUACAAAGCCAACUCUUGAAAAUACUUAUAAAUACAAUAUAGUUGAACUCUAGACCAAUUUAUGAUAAUAUUAUGACACAUAUAUUGUAGUUUAUGCGUGUACGCUCUAUCUUGCCCCGCCUCCGUAUCUCUCUCAAUAAAUUAAGAAAAGUUAAUUGAAACAAUUCCUCAAUAAUAAA